Messenger RNA from Myxocyprinus asiaticus (Chinese sucker), 3587 nucleotides. RefSeq names its product syntaxin-binding protein 4. The transcript has 21 exons. The record is from RefSeq and is a predicted model, not a curated record. Gene Ontology annotation, molecular function: protein binding. NCBI's taxonomy places the organism in Eukaryota, Metazoa, Chordata, Actinopteri, Cypriniformes, Catostomidae. Bases 143 to 2296 code for a protein of 717 amino acids.
CUCAACGAGGGAGGCUGGGAAUCAGAGAGAUGACAUGAAAUCUAGGUGAUGUGACUGAUGCAAAUAUUUGAAAGCACCGGUUAAUUCCGUGACACAGGAUUCGGAGCACAAUAUUUCAACCUUAACGUUUCUGUUGGAUGCGAUGUCCUAUCUGAACCCCCGGGGGAGAGAACUCGAGCGCUUUGAUGGACUUUCGCUCAUUUACUGGACACUGAUGGGUCCACAUGGAGUAGAUCGAGCAGUGCAUUCUAUGGAAUUUACAGAUUGUGAAAAUGGAUUAGGAAUCAAAGUGAUUGGUGGUGUGAAAGAACUAACUGGAGAGGAAUAUGGAGUUUAUGUGAAGAGGAUCUUACCUGGUGGCCUUGCUUCCAGUGAUGGAAACCUACAGCCUGGAGACCAAAUCCUUGAAGUGAACGGUGAAAGCUUGAUUGGUGUGACAAGUGAAAGAGCGGUGGACAUUCUUAGAGCAGCAUCCUCAACCAAUCACAUGCGCCUUCUGAUAGCCAGGGAUGAGGAAGCCAGGCGGGAAUUUGCAGAGCUUCUUGAAAAAUAUGGCACAAACAGCAGUACAGGAUCUACCAGGAAUUCUCCCAGUCAGCAUACAGGCAGGUACUUGGAAAGCACAUCAUCAGGGUCUUCAUCCAGAUCUCAGAGUCCACUUUUGCUUAGUCCUGCAGGCUCUCAGAGUAAUUACAACAGUACAGGACCCUUGCUACGCUCUUUAAGUCACCCAGGUGAAGGGGUUAUUCAGCUCAUAUCAAUUGUCCGCUCCUGCAGUCUGGGCAUUACCAUCGGAGGAGGCUCCAACAGACCUGAUGGCCCUGCAGUUUUUAUCCAGGAAGUCCUGUCUGGAGGAGAUUGCCAUCGGGAUGGACGGCUCAGACCUGGUGAUCAGCUUAUUGCCAUUAACAAGGAGUCAUUAAUUGGAGUCACAUUUGAGGAGGCCAAAAGUGUGCUCAACAAAGUGAAAUUCAGUCAGGAGCCAGUUGUGGAUAUUGCCUUCAUCCCAGGAAAAGGACCUUUCUCCAACAGCACGUCAUUACAUAAUGGGGUUCAGAGGGGAGUUGGGAACGGAUACAACUCCAGCCGGUUAAAAGUUCAUGUCCGAUCUCCUGAGAUGCGACAAGAGGAAAUAUCUCCUGUACUUUCAUCUUCUCCUGAUAUCUGCCCUCCAGAUAUACAGGUUUCAGCUUCCAACACACAGAGACCGGCCACUGUUUCCAAACCCAAGAUCUCCCUGGACCCCCAUAUACGGCUCAAAUCAGAGAAGCUCGAUCUGGCUCUGUCUUAUCUGGGUCUGGAUGUUACAGAAGAGAAGAGACAGCAGCUCAGAGAGAGUCUCACUGCAGACCCUCAGGGUACAGUGUCAUAUGGAGACUUUGUGGAAGCCACACGCAGUGUUUAUCAAGAGAAGCUGGAGGAGGCGGGACUAGGACAAGGGCCCUUUAUGUUCUCCUAUCAGGAAGCAGCUAGCUUGAUGGACACUUCUGCCUUUCACUCCCCAACGUAUGAGUCAGAGUGCAGCUACAGCAGUGAGGAGCUUGAGGAGUUUCAAUCGGAAGUCAAACAACUUCAGAUGCAAAUGAAACAACUCAAGGUGUUGCUGAAAGACACAGAAGACAGUAAGAAGUCUCUGGAGGAGGAACUGCAGAAGACAGCUGAGAAGGCCACAGCCACAGUGGAGGAGAAUAAGUCUCUGAAGACUAAGCUGCAGGUAGCAGAGGCGGUUCAGAGACAGACUAACAGUGCCGAGCAGGACUAUGAAGAGGUCAUUCAGCUCCUGGAGGCCGAAAUCAAAGAUCUGAAGAACCAGCUAGCUGGAAAAAAACAAAGAGGCCUGGAGGCUACCAAAGAAGAUGUGAUGGACCUGAACAGGAGACUCACCAUCAUUGACAGCCAGUUGAGAAAAUCUGAACUGACAAGGAAACAUCUGGAGAUAUCCAAUAAGAAGCUCCUUGGCUUUGCUCAGAAUGUCCACAAAGUUCUCACCAACACCGGAUUAUUUGGGAUAGAAAGAGCAUGCAAGCAUCUCCAUCAACUGACAGCCCUGACACCCCCUGCCCUAUUCCUGACCCUGCCUGCCAGCUUGCAGCUAAGGCCAAAGAGCUUGUGGAUGGUGUCUGUUCACUUUGCACUGAGGAUCACACCUCAUUCACUGGCCACAGCCUCCCCUCAUCUGAGAUCCUGCUGUAGAGAGGAGAUAUCAGUAGAGGAUCUGGGAUGGACAGAAACUGGGCUAAUUCUCAGAAGAUCAAGUUUGUUGAACCGAAACAAUACUGUGGAAAUAAGAGACUAAGUUUUCCGUGUGGGUUUUAUUUCUUUCAGUUCAUUGUUCAUUAACUCAAGUGAUAUCAGAGGACUGAAAAGACAGCUCUACUGAUUAAAAAAAAAAAAAAGUGUUUUUUAUAAAUUAAAAGAAGAAAAAAAGCAGUCCAAUACAUAUUUAACUUGUAGCAUUACUCAAGUUUCAUAAUGUAGAUGCAAAGAGGGGAUUAAAAAUUGAAACAAGAAAACACCACAAUACGUAAUAAAGGUGACUGUAAUAUUCGAUGGUAAUUUUAAUCUAAAUGCGUCAUCAGUUCGUCAACGAUGUUACCAUGUGCCAUGUGCAACAUUUAACUCAGCAGAUUAAGUGGUUACCAUGCACAAUUUUAGAGAAGUUGCAAUAUUGAAAAGAGAAAGAGAGCGUUCUAUACGACGACGUUACAUCAUAUAUCUCCCCAUUAAACAAAUGUAAUGUAAACACAUGUGGCUGACCUCUCUAUUAGAGUUAGGUAAUAAUAUGAAGUACAUGUAUUACAUUUUACUUAGGGAAUUUGGGGCACAGUCCCCACUUUUCAUCAUUUGAUAUGAUGCUUAUUUGUAUUUGUUCUGAGAAGUACUAUGAUGUUUUGAAGAUUUUAUAUUUUGAGUCCAAAUCUUUUAUUAUUGAGAGACACGUGGACAUGCUUGCUUCUAAGUAUGUAUGCAGUUGCUGUUAUAAACCUUGUAAAUCUUGCAGUCAAACCCUUUGAUGUCCUCUUCAUGUCCUUGCUGAUUAUGUCAUUCUGUGCUCAGACACAUUUGCAGUACAGGUUAGUCCAAUGUCAGCCAGCACCCUUUCCAUUACUAUCAGGUAUAGUCUUUUAAGUGCUUAGGGGAAAAAUCCUUCAUAGCUUGUUACUUUGAUGAAGGGUAUCAGAAGUGUAUCUUAGUUAUGGCGUUCUUGUAUCUAUACUAAUUGUACUGGAAGGAUUUUGGUUGUCAUGGCACCAUUGUGUAAUGUAGGUUAUAUUGCAGCGUUCCACCCCAAAUGCAUCCAUUCAACUAAACAAUACAAAUGGUUCAGAAAACUGUUCUCAUAACCACACUGUAGUCGACUUUUUUGUCUCGGAAUAUAUUGUAGGAUCAUUUCUAUCAGUGUGUAAUACUGUGGUGACAUUUAUUUCCUGAGGAUAAAGGUGGAACUGUAUGAAACAUUAAUUGUAAGGUUAUGCAGGUUCAUUUAUAUAAAUAACAGUAAAAAUACUGACAGUAUAGUCCUGUGAUUUAACUAGAUUGCAUCAUAUGUGUGGCCUAAAUAUCUUUCUUUUAAUGUUUUUAUUAAA